This is a messenger RNA of Alexandromys fortis (reed vole), 2487 nucleotides long. Its product is annotated as F-box/WD repeat-containing protein 12-like. The transcript is spliced from 9 exons. The coding region runs from base 63 to 1232 and encodes 389 amino acids. Gene Ontology annotation, molecular function: protein binding. Gene Ontology annotation, cellular component: cytoplasm. The record is from RefSeq and is a predicted model, not a curated record. Lineage: Eukaryota; Metazoa; Chordata; Mammalia; Rodentia; Cricetidae.
UGUGGGCGGGUUUAUCUAACAGUGGCGGAAGCGAGCCAGGGCUCUGGGGCUCCGCGAGCAGGAUGGCGCCGCAACUUGGCCCGCAUGAGCUGCUGCACGUCUUUUCCUUCCUGGAGGCCCGCGACCUGCUGUGCGCGGCGCAGGUGAACAAGGUCUGGAAUGAGGUUUCAGUGACCCAGGAACUGUGGAGGCAGCUGUGUCUGAGACGCUGGGCCUCCUGCAAAGCCUUCCCAGUGGUCGUGGGCACCCAGACGUGGAGGCAGUACUACUUCUGCCGGUCUGAGCUGGAGUUCCGUGUGGCAUCUGGGCGGCCACGGGACUUCACCAGCAAAGCUAUUUCUGGGCACACAGGAAAGAUAGAUCAGCUGGCCUACAUCUCACCCCAUGAGUACCGCUUUGAUGAGAGGGCAAGGUCCGUGGUUUGCACUGUGUCUUCAGACUGUACCGUGCGUGCCUGGGAUCUUCGUGAGGGCAUAGAGAUCUGGUCCAGCCCUGUACAGCCUGCUCCUCUGGUGAGUUUGGUGGCCUAUCCUUCGCUGCAGCUGGUUGUCACACUGGACAGACAGGGUUUGAUCACCGGGUGGAAAGCAGAGACCGGAUCUGAGUGGGCCUCGUUCCGCCUACCAACCUUCUGUUCUUCCAUGGAGGCCUGUGGUCACCCAGAGGGCCCCUUCCUGAUGGUAGCCUGUGCUGAAGGGAACCUCUACACUCUGACAGUUCCUCAGCUGCAAGUGGUCUCCAAAGUGGCGACAUUUCCUCACACCUCCGUGAGCCUCACGUGCUCACCUGACAAACAGUGGGUGUUUGUGCUGGCACAAGGACCAGACAUAGGCCCGAAGGUGUUCUACACUCAGUCCUUGCUCCACCCAUCAGAAGACGAGCUUCCUGUCUCCACCACCCUCCCUGUCAGGCUGAGUUGCAGGGCCUGCUGGGCUCCGGAUGAGGAAGCCAGGCUGAUAGUGAUGCACAGAGAUGACAGUGGCAUGCAUUUGGUCAUCACUACCUUCAGUCUAAAGGCCAGCAAGUCCAGGGACAGAGUGAGCAUCCUGGGCCCACGGCUCCCAAGUGAUCCUGCUGGCCACCCGGUCAGAGCUGAUGCUGUUCACCAUAGAUGGCGUGCAUCUGAUAGCCUUCCAGGACCACCAGAGGCCCAUCACAUCCAUAUGGGUGGAUCCGCACCGAGUCAUCACCUCGUCCUUGGACCUGUCUUUGCGUGUCUAUGUGUGGAAUAAGAAGAACACAUUUCCCGUCCUCAAGAGCUGUUAUCAUUUGCUUGGGGGAUCUCUCAGAUGGGCCAGGUAAUUGGCUGUCCUCCUGCCCUGUAUCUGUAAAGUGUAAAGCAAUUGGUUUUCUUUCUUUUGGAACGAGUCUUGUCAUGUUGCCCAGGCUAGCCUUGAACUUCCAGAAUCCAGUGACCCUCCCACCUCAUUCUGCUAAAUAGUUGAGACCAGAUGUGCACAUCACAUCUGCUCAAAGGAAGGAUCCUAAAGGAAAGGUUGAAGAGAGUGUGAGUAAGUCCAUCCUCAGAUGAGCCACUGUGAACACCCUGCUUCUGUUUCUGCUGGCGGACAAAAAGCCACAAGGCAGACUUCCAGCUCUUACUGUGUGCUGUAUGUUGUCUCCUGUGCUGUGUAAAACCAGCCUGUGUUGGCAUCGCCCACACUUUGCAAAUUUAGGUUCUCUGUGCAUGGUCCACAAAGAACAUGUGGCCAGACCAUGAUUUAGGCCUUGAAAAGGCCUUGUGAGAAACAGUCGGUCCUGGGAGCUCUUAUGGGCACACGCCUUUGACCACCUCUGGGUUUCUGGUAGAGAUGGGCUUAGUAUAACAAUGGCAUGUCUGGGCCACCACACGAGAAUCACUGUGAUGCCCAGCACUGCCAGGCGGGACCUGACACGGCCUUCCCUUCUGAGCCUAGAGGAAAUGGGAUACCGGUGAGCCACAGAGGGUUGCAAAAAUGAGGUCGGACUCCAUCCCCAUAUAAAACCUUUUCUGCUUAAACGUUUGCCUUUAUCCCAAGGUUAACUCAUGGCCUGUCCUUCUUCGUUGUAGUGGGUUUACCCAUGUGAAAAGUGACAGCAUGAGCAUUGCUGGGGUGGAAGCCAGAAGCAACGGAACAAGUAUCCUGAGGUCGUACUGCUACAAGGUCCAGCUUAGCUAGACCCCACCAGUUGAAGAUGCUCUUGCUUUGUGUGCAAACUCCUUACCAAAGAUGCUGUCAGCUUUGGGGAACAGACUGGUAAGGUGACGAUUGUAUGAUCGCAACGAGCCCAUGAAGUAUUUUCUCCUGUCUUGUGUUUCAUUGUCUUGCUCAGAGGAACAAAGGAGGGUAAGCAGCCAUCUUCAGCCGGGCUUGCAGGUGCCUGAGGGUUCUGGUCCCAGACGGCGUGGACUGUGGCAGUGCCAAAGAACCUGCUUGCUGACCGGGUCAGGACUGCAGCGGCGUUGUUCUUGUUCACCGAAAUAUAAUUAAAAGAGUUUUACCUGCC